Messenger RNA from Candida albicans SC5314, 1008 nucleotides. RefSeq lists its product as uncharacterized. Gene Ontology annotation, cellular component: RNA polymerase II, holoenzyme. Bases 1 to 1008 code for a protein of 335 amino acids. The record is from RefSeq and is a predicted model, not a curated record. Gene Ontology annotation, molecular function: RNA polymerase II C-terminal domain binding. NCBI's taxonomy places the organism in Eukaryota, Fungi, Ascomycota, Pichiomycetes, Serinales, Debaryomycetaceae. Gene Ontology annotation, biological process: mRNA 3'-end processing. The transcript has a single exon.
AUGUCCUUUUCAGCUACAGCGUUUAAAUUCAAACUAGACACUCUACUGGAUACUCAAGAAUCCAUUGUCUCGAUCUCCCAAUGGGUUUUAUUUCACCAGAAAUAUUACAAGGAGAGUGCAAAGAUUUGGCUCAACUACAUCACUCAAGAUUCAAUCACACCAGCCAAAAGAUUGUCGUUACUUUAUCUUUGCAAUGACGUUGUGCAACAAGCAAGAAGAAAAAACAAGCCGGAAUUCAUCAAUGAGUUUAAUAAAGUGUUGCCAGAUGCUUUGAGUAAAAACUAUGGAAACUUAAACCCAAAGGUUGACAGGUUGUUGAAUGUCUGGGAAGAACGAAAAAUUUUCACCGAGGAUGAAAUUGCCAAUAUGAAAGCAUCACUAGAAGCCGAACCCAAACCUUUGGAGUCGAUUGAUAUUGCUCCCCAGCUCAAACAAAUCAACGACUUGUUCGUACAUCUUAAUAAAUUAAAUGAUAUCAACCAGGAAAAUCUCACACAAAUGGGCAUACAGUCGAAGACAUACUUGUAUCCCCAAGACCCAGAAACUUUACCUCCGGCACCCGUAUAUCUUUCAAAGUUAUAUAUGUUGGAAAAGUUGGGUAAUGUUUGUAUAAAUAAUGUAGAAGAAAUAAAAGAGACCAGAAUGAAGAUAAAUUCAGAGCUUGAUAGCCUUUUCAACUUGAUUAUUGACGGCACGAAAACUGAUGAUAGCAAGAUCGCUAAUAUUAACGAAAAAAUACAAAAAGCAAAGGAGACUAUACGCGAUGUGAAUUUGACUAGUAUGGAAGCCGGUAGUGAUGACGAUGACUUCCCUGGCUAUUUAUCGGAUUCUGAAGAGGAGGAAGAAACGAAAAAGAGAAGAUUGUCACAAACACCAUCGGGUGGAUCAACACCUUCCAAGAGAGUGGCAUUCUCUGAAGACGUUGAAGUAUUUGAAGAUCCUGAUGAGAACAAGGAAGAGUCUGUUUCUGUAGAUGUUAUGUCUUUAUUAUCUAAAUUAGUCGACUAG